AUGGCUUUCAGACGUCCAUUGACGCUGUCCGCAGCGUCAGCGUCGCUGCUGUCAUCAACGGCAGCUGCUGCUCGGUCUCGUACCGCUGCGUCGUUGCCUCGUUUCAACUCCGUCCGUGCCUCGUCCAGCUCGACCUCCGCUCUGGCCUACAAGGCAUUGCAUCGUCGGUCUCCCCUGCCUCUGCCGGUCGCCGAUGCCUCUCCUCAGUGGGAUGCUCCCACUGCCGUCUCCUCUAUUUUGUAUGAGACUCCUGUGCCUCCAACCAACCCUCCGAAGCGGCACAUUCUGAACUGCCUGGUUCAAAACGAACCCGGUGUGCUAUCCCGUGUGUCUGGAAUUCUGGCUGCGCGUGGCUUCAACAUUGACAGCCUGGUUGUUUGCAACACUGAGGUCGAGGAUCUCUCUCGUAUGACCAUUGUACUGCAGGGCCAGGACGGUGUCGUCGAGCAGGCUCGCCGCCAGCUGGAUGACCUCGUCCCCGUCUGGGCUGUUCUCGACUACACCGACUCCGCUCUGGUUCAGCGCGAGCUCCUCCUUGCGAAGGUCUCUAUUCUUGGCCCGGAGUUCUUCGAGGAGCUGCUCCAGCACCACCGCGAGAUCAUUACUCCCGCCGAGUCUAUGAAGGACGGUCAGGCCGGUGCCCACGACAUCGAGCAGAUCGAGUACCACCCCCGCAACCUGCCUCCUAGCCAGGCACUGCGUCACAAGCACGAGCAUCUCGAUGCCAUUACCCGACUGACUCACCAAUUCGGUGGUAAGGUCUUGGAUAUCAGUACCAAUAACUGUAUUGUUGAGGUCUCCGCCAAGCCCAGCCGUAUCGACUCUUUUCUCAAGCUGAUUGGACCUUUCGGCAUCCUUGAGUCUACCCGAACUGGUCUGAUGGCCCUGCCUCGCUCUCCGCUUUCUGAGCAGACUGAGGAGAUUGAAAAGGACGCCGCCGACGUCGUUGAUGCCAGCACCCUGCCCCCCGGCUAA
Molecule: messenger RNA, 975 nt
Organism: Penicillium macrosclerotiorum
Lineage: Eukaryota; Fungi; Ascomycota; Eurotiomycetes; Eurotiales; Aspergillaceae
Product: acetolactate synthase regulatory subunit
Exons: 2
Coding region: 1-975 (324 amino acids)
Biological process (GO): branched-chain amino acid biosynthetic process
Cellular component (GO): mitochondrial nucleoid; acetolactate synthase complex
Molecular function (GO): acetolactate synthase regulator activity
Source: RefSeq, a predicted model, not a curated record